Messenger RNA from Bufo bufo (common toad), 1737 nucleotides. RefSeq lists its product as uncharacterized. Lineage: Eukaryota; Metazoa; Chordata; Amphibia; Anura; Bufonidae. The transcript has 2 exons. Bases 245 to 1027 code for a protein of 260 amino acids. The record is from RefSeq and is a predicted model, not a curated record.
AUAUUUUGAGCGUUUUAGUUCUUUUCUGGAGUGGGUGGUGGUUCAGGAAUCAGGUUGUCACUCUGUCAUUCAUUAUUUGGAUGAUUUCCUGUGUUUGGGGCCGGGGGGAUCUAGGGUUUGUUCGUUGUUGUUAUCCACAUUACAGUCUGUUUUUGAGUGUUUUGGAGUCCCGUUAGCGGCGGACAAAACGGUGGGGCCGGCUACUGAGCUAAGCUUUUUGGGUAUUGUCAUAGAUACACAGCGGAUGGAGUGUAGGCUACCAGUAGACAAAGUGUCAGAUUUAAGAACAGAGGUGGCGGCGGCAUUGACAGCAAAAAAGAUUCGUCUGCGGGACCUGCAGUCUUUGUUGGGCAAAUUAAAUUUUGCAUGCAGAAUCCUACCUAUGGGCCGCAUUUUUAGUAGGAGGUUGGCUUCGGCGACAGGAGGGGUGGUGUCUCCCCACCAUUUUAUUAGACUAGGCAGUGAGUUGAAAGGGGAUUUGAAAGUUUGGGAUUCCUUUUUAAAACAGUUUAAUGGCAGAGCAUUAGUUAUGGGGGGGGUGGUUGAUGCGUUUGAUUUCGAAUUGUUUACGGAUGCUGCGGGUGGAGCGGGUUUUGGGGCGUACUGUGAAGGGCAGUGGUGUGCGGGUCGGUGGCCUGAGUCCUGGGUACGAAAAGGGUGGGUAAAAAACGUGGCAUUGUUGGAACUCUUCCCCAUUGUGUUGGCAGUCACGCUCUGGGGGGAGAAGUUUCGGCACAAGAAGGUUCGUUUCCAUUGUGACAACUUGGGAGUUGUGCAAGCCAUCAACAGUGUAACGGCUUCUUCCCCCCCAGUUAUUUGCCUAUUGCAGCAGUUGGUUCUCCGGUGCUUGUCCCUUAAUGCUUGGGUGUUUGCGGUGCAUGUGCCUGGUUCCUCUAACUGUAUAGCUGACGCACUUUCUCGUUUUCAGUGGGAGCGGUUUCGCCAGCUGGCCCUGGAGGCGAGUCAGGUCGGAUUGGUGUGUCCAGAGUCGUUGUGGGAGAUCCUGGAGGUGAUGCCCCGUUAUUAGUUUGGAUCCUGGGCCAUUCGUUCGUGUUCUGGGGGGCAUUACGAGCGGAUGUUCGGCAGAAUGGGCGGCAGCUGGGGUUUGAUCGGGGGACAGCCAUAGUAAGAUGGAUCGGACGCAGAGGUAUGGUGUGGGGUAGUGUUUUGCAGGAGGUUCAUCGGCAAGCCAGGUUAGAUAGAGUCCCAGAUAUCUUGGUGUUGCAUGUUGGGGGAAAUGACCUAGGGGUCCGACCUUGCAGAGAGUUGAUCAGGGAUAUACGUUUUGAUUUUUUGCGUUUGUGGUCCCUCUUCCCGUCAGUUGUCACUGUGUGGUCGGAUAUUGUCCCCAGGAAGGUCUGGAGGGAGGCGAGAUCGGUUGAAAGGCUGAAUAAGGCUAGGAUUAAGCUGAACAGGGUGAUUGGGCGGUUCUGUGCCAAACAUGGGGCGGUGGUGGUGAGGCACCCCGAGUUGGAAGCAGGAACAGGAGGCUUUUGGAGACAGGAUGGAGUCCACCUCAAUGCGGUGGGCAUUGAUUUGUGGUCACUGGACUUGCAGGGAGGUAUUGAAACAGCCCUCCGGGUGUGGCGGAACGCGCGAGCUUAAGGGCUGUCAAGCUGCGCGUUGUUGGCGGGGGGAGGUCAUAGAAGCUGGGGCUACUGGAUGGUAACGGUGAAUGAGAGGGCCUCAAUGGUGGGGCUGGACUCUCAGAGUUGGGGCACCUGGUUGGCUUGGUAU